UGCCGGCGCCGCCGCCUCCCCGCCCCGCCGCCGCCGCCAUGGCGGGUCGGAGCCGCGGCGCUGGGCGGCGGCUGCUGCUGCUGCUGCUCCUGGCCGGCUCCGCCGCCAGCCCGGCGGAGGAGGGCGGCGGGCGGCGGGAGGCGGGCGGCGGGGAGCAGGGCGAGGAGGCGGCGCAGCCUCACCACGACUCCUCGUACAGCACCUUCGCCAGCGAGUUCUACGACCUGCGCUACCUCUCCGAGGAGGGUUACCCUUUUCCUACUGCCCCUCCUGUGGAUCCAUUUGCAAAAAUCAAAGUGGAUGACUGUGGAAAAACCAAGGGAUGCUUCAGGUAUGGUAAACCUGGAUGUAAUGCGGAGACCUGUGACUACUUCUUGAGUUACCGUAGAAUAGGCGCCGAUGUUGAGUUUGAGUUGAGUGCUGAUACUGAUGGCUGGGUGGCAGUGGGAUUUUCCUCAGACAAGAAAAUGGGAGGAGAUGAUGUCAUGGCUUGUGUUCAUGAUGAUAACGGAAGAGUCCGGAUACAGCACUUCUAUAAUGUCGGCCAGUGGGCUAAAGAAAUCCAGAGAAAUCCUGCUAGAGAUGAAGAAGGGGUUUUUGAAAACAAUCGUGUAACAUGUCGAUUCAAGCGUCCUGUGUAUGUUCCCCGAGAAGAAACCAUCGUAGAUCUGCACUUGAGUUGGUACUAUCUCUUUGCUUGGGGUCCAGCAAUUCAGGGUUCUAUAACUCGUCAUGAUAUAGACUCACCACCCGUAUCAGAGCGUGUUGUCAGUAUUUACAAGUAUGAAGAUAUUUUCAUGCCAUCAGCUGCCUAUCAGACCUUCUCUUCUCCAUUCUGCUUGCUCCUCAUUGUUGCACUGACCUUCUAUUUAUUGAUGGGAACCCCAUGACUGAUGGAAAAUAGCAAGAAUCUGUCAGUGGAAGUUUCUCAGGAUGGACUGCUGUACAGAUGGACGAUGCAUUUUUCUAUUGGAAUUUAUAUCACACCACCAUCAUCAUCUAGCUGCUUUUGAACAUAGUUAGCUUCUCAGAAGAAUCAAAUAACCAUCUCCUUUGAGUCAAAGUGUGGUUGCUGACAAAUCGUUUAGGAAUUUCAGUAAACACACAGGAGCAUAUUUUCUGUGUUGUGACUCCUUGCUUAAAGGAGACUUUUGUAAAAUCAACAUGUGUGUGUGUGUAUGGGAGGGGUGUCUGUAUGUGUGUUUAGUCGAAUUUAGUGAUGAACAUCUUAUCAAAUAACAAAAUUGCCUUCCAAAUUGCUCCCAAAAAGCAGAUUUGGAAAAACAUUUCUGAACUGAAGAUCAGGAUACCAACACAGCAGUAUAAAACUUGCUUUUCAGUGUUGGACAGUUUUCUCAGAUUUUUUAAUGUUUAUCACUGUUUACUUGCUCUGGUACUUUCCAAAACUAAACUUGCAUAAUCAAGCAUUAACAUGUUGGGUUUUUUCAAUGGAAAAGAAGUGAUGAAUGUCUUUAUAACAAUAGUGUUUCAACAGCCUUCUUGAAAGUAAUGGCUACUUUUAUGAGAGAAAGUUAUUUAAGCAAGGGGAAGGGCGAAUACAGCAAUCGAAAUUCUCCAUACAUAGGAAAAACACAUGUAAAACAUAAAUAAUAUAAAAGUUCCCAAUGAGCCAUCAAUUUUGUCUUUCUGUGAAGAAAAAACAGUAAUAUUACUGACAAGUAAAUAUGUUUUUAAGCAGUUGUGUAGUAGUACAAAGUAAUCUGUUUUUCUGUGUUGUAUGCCUGUGUAUCCUGUUCUUGUUAAAGAUUAAUAUGAACAGCUGGUGUUAACUUAUAAAGAAAUGGAAACUGAGAUUAUUUAUAAGGAGAAAUAGGGAUUAGUAAGAAGAGCACUAUCUUCUAGUUCCAUCAAACCAUUGCUAAAAUGUAGUUACUGUGGAAAGAGAUGAGCUAAAGAGGAAAUACAUUUGAUUUUUAUCACCAAUAAAUAUUACAAAGAUAAGUGCUAAAUACUACCAAAACAGAAAGUGUCAAAAGGUUUUUAUGAGCCGCAGAAUACUAUGAAAAACUUUGAUUUCUUGUGAAGAAUUUGUAUUCUUCACAUAACAGGGAGCACAUUACAUGUGUAUAUGUAGUAGUCAAAUGUGCUUAGAUAAGCUUGCUCUUUCAUUUCCCAAUGUGCACUAAAAUUCUGUUUACAUAGAAUUAAAAUUUUAAUUGUGCCAAAGUUCUACCUAAUGUGGUACGCUUGAGGACUCUGUAACAUCUGGUAAAGUAUGUGAUGAACCUAAUUUCUAUUUUCAUUGCUGCGCAGAGUAAAAAGAUUAACUAUCUUUGCUGGGUUUGCAUCAUUAUUCACAGACUGAAGUUUGUAGACUAAUUUUUUUUUAAGCUCAGCAUUCUUCAAGUCUAUGCUUAAAGUAUGUGGAUUAGGUUUGAAGAUUAAUUUAUCACAAGCCACUCAUCCCUAUUUCAAAAGAAAGAUGGCUUAAUAAUACAUCUUUUCAUUGAUGUCUUUAAGAAUUUUUUCAUUUAAAAUUGCUGGACUAGAGUCCAGGAGGCAAAAGAGAAAUUCAGAAUGGAGUGAACUUUAAAAGUGAAUAUAGUAGCUUUAUUUAGUAUACGUUACUUCUCUCAAACAGGAUAACCUGCUCAUCAUCUGAUGAAAUAUGUAGUGGAAGCCACCUAAUAAGGAAGGUCUGCUUUGGUUCGUGAUGGCUGUAAAAUUUAGCCUUAAGAUUGGCUGAAGCAGAGAGCUGAAGCCUUGGAUCAUGAGUUUUAUGAUCAGCAACCAGGUGAAAUGAAGAAAUUAUUAGGGGAGAUUCUUUCUCCUUUGUGCUAAUUUCUAGGCAGCUGAGAUGGUGCAGUUCCUGCUCAGAGAUCACAGCUAUUUAAAUUAGCCUCAGGGUUGCUUGAGUUUCUGGCCUUGUAUUAGUUUCAGGUAUUUACCUGAUUACCCCCUAAAGGGCUAAUCUAAUAAUUGAAAGGUACUGAAGUAGGAUAGAAACCCAUUUUGGCUCCUCAUUUCUUUUUUAUUACAUUGCUGAAUAGUCUGGCUGGACACAGGCACAGGGAUAUAAUAAAGAUGACAAUAGUAAUACCGAGGUAAACUUGCAACACCCAUAGAGUUGCUUUCUACUUACAUGGAGUCAGACGUGGUUUAAAGUUUAGGCUCUGAAACAACAGCAAAUUCAGAGCCAGAGCUGCUUAAGGGUAUGUCUGCUGCAAAGCAUGAAGUGCUACAGUCUUCAUCUGUACCCAUGUUCACAAGGAGGGUUAAAAAUACUUCUUUAUUUUGUUGUUGUUGUUGUUUUGUUGUGUUUUUUUUUCCUUUUUCAGUUUACUUGUCAGUGUGCUGUGUGGUGCUUUUGUCAUCCUGUUUUUCUCUUGUUGAAGUAUUAGAAGAAAUGUGCACUUCUAUAAAAACUUUCACCCAAGCUUCAAAGUACUUAAUUAGCACUCAUUAAGUAUUUCUAACCAAAUGGAAGGAAAUAAAAGGCCACAACAAGCCGCAAAACAAUCUCUUGUUUGACAUUUCAAGUGAUGGUUGAGUUUAGCACCAAGUUUGUUGGAGAGUGGCUCUUCUGAGUGGAAAAAGCAGGAAUAUGAGAUUCAAGUUGACAAAUGAAGAAGAUACAAGUGUUUAGAAAUUACUAUUUGGGAAGAAUAUGAGAUGAAAAAUGCCAUAAGAAAAAUGAAAAGGCUUUAAUUCAAGUGGCAUUUAACUUUAUAUGAUACUUGGUAAGUCUUAACAUUUGAGUGGACAUAGUCACUUGCCAUGGAAGGUAUUUUGGGUUUCAUGCAUUUGUUUUUUUUCUUAUUAAUACUGAAAAGCAGGAUUGAUCCCUGUUAUACAAAGUUACUUACAAAGUAGCUUUAUUCAAAGUCAUUUAAAGUGGUAAUGGCAUUUCAAAUUUUUAAAAAAUUAUUUUUCUGAUUAAGUAACAGGUAACAACCCAAACUAGAGGAAAAAAUCUCCCUUGGAAAAGGAGGCAGACAUUUCCUUCUCCAAAUCAAGUAAUUUUUAGUUUCUCUGUGGUGGCUACUAGCAAGCAUCUGUUAAAGAACACAUAUCCAAAAGUGCUUCUAUUUUGAGAAUUACUUGCUGCAGGGUGACCUGAUACAAAGUUUGGAAAGUCUAUGUUUAGAAUAUGGUGUCCUUUGGGUGUUUAACUUUGUUUCUCAAUUAGAAAGAUAGGACUGGCAAAUACUGUAAGGCAUUAAUUAACAUCCUUGAAUAUGUUCUUCCCAUGCAGAACAAAACUCAGUUGUGACAGUUGGUUUUUAUGUUAACUGUAUCAUCCCCCUCUGCUCACUCUGUCUGUCUUAUCUAGCAUGUACCCUGCUACAAAUAGUAAGAUAGGUCUGAAAUGUCAAUAAUAAGGAGCAUAGGAAAGAGAGAGGAAUAAGUGGAGAUAAUGGACUUACGUGAAGUAAUUUUUUUCUUCACUGGAAUCAAGUAUGUAUGUGUAUUUUUAUGUAUAGGUGAGAUAUUCCUAGGUUCUAAUUGAUUCUCCCUACGCCCCUUCUCCCCCCCAAAAAAAAUUAAAAACGAAGCACAGUGGAUUUGAUAAAGUCAUUGGAUACAGGGUAAUGUGUUCUUCAAAAUUGUUAUAUGGGAGAUGCUUUGGUUUUCAAAGAGAAUGUAUUGAUGAGAAAAGUCUGAAAUCCCUCUGUGACCUUCUUGACUGGUUUUGCAAUACUUUGAUAGGAAGAAUGUAAACUCUUGUGUUCUCCCUCAUCUGGGGAAACCCCCAAACUGGGUUAAAUGUUGUCACAGAUGUGUUUGGCACUGACUUCUAGUUUUCAACACAGCAAUCAGAGAAUGACUGGAGUGUGUUGUGUAUCAGCAAACCUAGGCAGUGGUUUCGAUGCUUGCUCGGGACAGCAUAUCCUGGGUCUGGACCAACAGGUGGAGCCCUGCAACUGCCUCUAUGUACUCAAUGGCUACUGCAAAAUGGAAAUAACAAACAGCAUGACCCAUCGUACAACAAAUGCUUCAGAUAGGCAUAUUGUCUUUUCCCAAGCUGUAGAUAGUGUUCCUACUGUAAGAGUUAGUGUCUUGUCUUCCUCUGGAAAGUAUGGUGCUCCUUGUCACUAUGUCCUGUCCCGGUUCUGCAGAUGCCUUACACUGUUUAGCAAGGUGAUCCUGAGAUGAUUUAGCCCAGCUCUGAAGAAGAGUUAGUGGGUAAAGAGGACUGACACACAGCUGUCUUAAUGAUUAUCCAGAUAACCAUUACAAAUUGGUGUCAUUUGAUGAUACUCCAAUUUUCUAUAAGCAAGUGACUGCUAAAAAUCUAAGAGACAACACAGGUCUCCCAAUUUUUUGUCUGUCUUAUCCUUACUUUCCCAUCCAUUUAGUGCAUCCCACUUUUACAAAGAAGCAAAUUAUUCUCUAGUCUUUUUUAUCUCUUCUGGGGCCACUAGAAGUUUGUACCAUGGCAUGCUCUAGAGGCAGAAUUAAAGCUUGAACUCAAACUUCAUAACUUUUGUUGGCAUUUAAAUUGCUUUUUGUGAUUCUAUGUUUUUGUCAGUUUGCCACACUGAUGUGUAAGCAAGGGUCCUUCCCCUCCAUCACUGUUGGUUGGUUGUUUUUUUUUAAUAUCUCCAAAUAGUUUCCCCAAGUAAAACUAUUGGAUAAUAGCUUUAGGAGAAGGAAACAUGAAUUUCACAGAAUUACAGAAGGUUCUUAUAUCACUUCUUUUGAGAGACAAGUAUUGUGAGAGAGCUAGUAUUUUAUACAAAGUUAACUUUGUGUAGAGCCUUAGAUUGAUGAUAGAACUGGAAACAGGUUUGAAUAGUGCUGUUGUUGCAGUGUUUUGUGGAGCUGUGUAUGUGCAUAACUUGCAUGAAUUGACAUCCUCUGUUUCAGCCUUGCCUGCAAGGUGUGCAAUGAACUGGCAAAGCAGCCUGCCUGAGUGCUGUACAGUGAGGUGUAGGUGACUUUACACAGGCUGAGACAGAAAAGUGAAGAGACUGGUAGUAAGGCUGAAUGAUGAGGAAGGGCUAACGGUGUUGGCAUACUACCUAUUUUUGCCUGAGUUUACAUGUGGCAGAGCACGUCUGGCACACCAAUCACACACAAAUAUUAUUUGAUGUGGAUAGAAAGAACAGAGUCUGACUUCAGUGGGCAUGUAAAUUUUAUGCAGGCCCAAGCUGUCUGAGGGCUGAUGUUCACACAAGGUCAGACUGUGCCUCGAAAUGUGCUCUCCCAUCAAGCGCCAAGGUAAGACCCAGAGGCUUGAUCUUGCCUUCAGAGAUACAAAAACCUGCCAAGACCCUGUGGACAGUGAUGGCAGUCAGCUGCUGUGUAUGGACCUGCUCACUGGCCAUUGCACAAACUACUGCUGCAGCAGUUGGAGUAUCAAAAGACGGAGAAUCUACAUCUUAGUGGCUUUCAUUGUACAAUAUCUGUUUCCCUAAAUACAUUUUUCUUAUCAGUAUUUCUGUAAUGGUGUGUUAGUACCUAACACAAGAUCUCCCACAGCCUGCCCAGCAGAGACAUGGAACUAACUGGAAGGGGUUUUUUAAAAAAAUAAUUCAUUUUCCACAGUAUAAAAAUCAAUCUAAAGAAAAUAAUUUACAUUUAGGGACUGUAUGUCAACUUUUCACCACAUGUCACUUUUUAUUAGUAUGAAAUAAUAGCUUAAUUUUUAAAAUUAUUUUUACAGUGGGUUCGGUAAAGUUUUCUGUGCUUAAAUUUGGUUAUUAUCUAACUUGGGCUCAGAUAGCGAGGCAAAACCAGUGUAAUUUUGAAAUGUCAAGGCGGAUGUGUGCAGCUUGUGGAGCUGAUAGGUGUGAAAAAGCAGACUGAAAGGACAUAUUAUUUGGAAAUCUGAUUUGAAUUGGCAAUAGCAAUAAACCUGCCAUAAGGAAAGGGGUAGAUUUUUUUUUUUUUUCCCCUUGGAUUAUGAAGUAGUUUAAAUUGCACUCAUAGAUUCAUAGAAUAUUUCAAAUUGAAGAGAACCCAUAAGGAUUGUUGAGUCCAACUCCCUUCUCCCUGCAGGACUGCCUAAAAUUAAACCAUGUGUCUAAGAGUGUUGUCCAAAUACUCCUUGAUCUCUGGCAGGCUUGAUUCUGUGACCACAGGACAGAGGGGCCUUUUCCAGGGACCAACCAUCCUCUCAGCAAAGAACCUUGUCCUAAUGUCCAGUCUGACCUUCCUGUGACUCAGCUUCAUGGUAAUUCACAACUGUUGCUUUUGCCCUAGUUCUGUGUCUCUCACCUAAGUAGGAAUGUUCUUUCAAACCAGCAUGAGGUUGGAAUAUGUGCAGAACUUCACAGCCUGUAUUUUAGAACAGCUGCUGUUCUAUAAGCUAGUUUUGAUCAGCAAUUAGAAUCUAUUUAGGACUGUCCUUGCAAGGUGAACUUUUAUAUGGCACUCUUAAAAAACUUUCUGUAAAGGUGUUUUGCUCUUCAUAGACUAGAACAUUAGAGAAUUACCUGGUAGCAGUACGUUUCUGAGCUGUUUCUAAAUGAUACGUACAGAAAUUCAUGUUUACGUAUUUAAAGAAGAAACUGAAUUUUUUUAAAGUUCCAAGCAGCUGCAAAUCUUUUGUGACUCCAAUGCUUACUCAGGGCUGUGAACAUUUUAUGGCAACUGGUGAUUGCAAUGUGUUGCCUAGUUCAGUUUCACGCUUCUCUCUUAAGCUUGACAUUGUUCAGUCCAGUUUCCUAAGAUGGUUAUUAAUAGAAGACUAAAAAAAAGGAACAAUUCACUUAGGUUGUGUACCAAGGAAUAAAAAAUCUUAGGUUAAUGAACAUAUUCUUCCCAGAAUUAAGAUUUUAAUAUUUAGACAAUUUAAAUUUGCUGAAUGUAUUUUUGUGUGUGGGAAGUCUGAGAAUUAUGCAAGAGAGUUAAAAGCAAAAACUUAGUCUCUGCUUUGGCACUAAAAGAAGACAAAACACAGAAUCCUAUAUAUUCCCUGACUCCUAGCUGAUUUUUGGGAGGGAAGAGUGAUCCAGAAGAACAUAUAGAAAUCUGAGAAAUUUCCUGCUAGGAUAUUAUGUUUGCAUGUUUUUAUAUACCAAUCUUUAGUCGCCUUCUUUGGUACAAAAAUUAGCCUCACAUUAGUAUUUUUUGUAGUAGUAUUUAAAUUUUUUUUUCCAAACAAGAUGAAAUGACGCUAAGUUCAGUAAGUCAAGAAAAUAUUGUCUUAUAUGGUAUUAGGAUAACAGGAAAGGAAGCACAGAUGCCGUAUUUAAAUCUAGGAGGAAAAAGAAAUCUUAUUAUUAAGUACAAAAUAUGAUACCUGGUUCUGAAAUACUGGACUGUUUACGUGUAAAGCUAUGAUUCUAUUUUUCAGUUUUUCACAGUUGGUGAUAAGAAAGCAGUUAUAAAAAUUGAAAUAGAAAAAUAUUAGCACAACAGAUUUUCUUUAAAGCUGGAAGUAUCAUUCAAGUCUUGAUAGAGCCAAAGCUGAGAUUCCAAAACUCUUAACUCAUUAGAAAAAUAAAAUGUUGGGGCCCUGAUAUUUGUAUGUAAUGUCCCCAGCCUUUAUUUAGGCAGAUAUAUUUUGUUAGCGUAUUUGAAGAAUCCUGAGUUCUGUUUAGGUUAAAACAGAUGACUGGUAUGCCUUGGUAUUUCUGAUUAAUAUAUCCUGAGGUCUGGGUUGUUUUAACCUCUUUGCAAGCAAGCGGGCUGUCAUAACUAUGUUAACCCUUGCCACUUUGUUCUGAAUUACAUUAAAUGUACUAGUUAAAUCUAAACUGUCAUCUCUACCUUAUGAUUUUGUUUGGCGUUCUCAAGACUAAUACAUAGAUAAAAAUAAGUAUCUUGUAACUAUAGUGCUAAGUGGUGUUCUGUGUUCUUUAUGCUAGGCUCUGUUCUGUAUGCCAAUACCCAGCAUCCAUGAGAAGUCAAUGAGCAUUUGGUUGGGUAGGAGUGCAAAACUGGGGUUUUGUAGUCCAGAAGCUAUCAUCAAACUUCUCUAUUUUUACACACUAGUCUUUUCAGAAUAAUAACACUUAAUGAAUGCAUAAUGGAACCAUGGUGACCUACAAGACUACUUUACAAUCAGUGCAUGCCCUAAAAUAUUGCUUUGUAACAUCUGUUUUAUACCAAGUGUUUGUGUUCAAGUGAGCCUUGUUAGCUAUUUGACAGUGACCGAUGACAAUAUUUAUAAACCUGUUAUAAUAAAAGCCUUUUUAGUCUAAGAAAAUGUGUGGUAUGGCAUUUAUAAUAUAAAGGGGGAAUAAAAGAAGUCUCUAAGGUUGAAGAAGUUUCUGCUGCUGCCCUGGCUUAACAAUUCCUUUCCGUGCCAUGGACUUGAAUUAGUUACUCUGACUGAUUCUAUGUCAGUGAGGCUGGUCAUAGUAGCAGAUUAACAGAUGUGGGGAACUACUUUUUUUUUUUUCCUCCACCAUCAGAAUCACACUGAAGCUGCAGUUAAAUGUAAUCAUCUGUAUUUUAACAAAGUGUUAAUCCAAUUGUCAUUUACUAUACUUCAGCAGAAGGUAGAGGUUCCUGUGGUGACCUCUAUCCUCUGUUCUUGUAACUUAUUUGAUGCUACUGUAAUCAAGUUGCCAGUAUUACAAAUCUGGGUGUUCUUUAGCUACUGUCAUCACUGAGAAGGGCCUAUCUUGUUGCCAAUUGUCCUAGUAUAGAGGUGUCCUGGUGGUGAGCUGUCUGCAGAGAAAUGUCCUGUGGAGAGUUGUUGGUGGAGAGUUGUCCUAGACCUGUCUUCACUGCCCCAUUUGUUGGCCAGACAGAGGAGCUCCCAAAGCAGUUUUACAGACUUCUGCAGAAAAGAUGAUGAACUUACAUUGGACAUGGGGCACAGAGAGGAGGAAGUCCCACUUUAAUCAGCAAGCCAAAGCAGCUGAAGAAGUCACUUAAACAGGGAUGCUUCAAUUUCUUAGGUUUGAGCAGGUAUUUUAGCUCCCUGCUGUUGGUGGACUGAGAAGAACUGGCUCAAAGCACCAAGAAAUGUAUUGCCUUUACACUACGUACACAGUUUCCUGCCUUUGUAGUAUUGCUACCCUAUAGUUGCAGGCUGCAGGAAAGGAUGGGUCUCAUGAGUGUCAGCUACUUGUGCACUGUCCAAGCAAUCAUGAUCAACAGAGGCCUUAAAUAUACUCUAUAGAGGGUCUUAAACUGUAUUCUGUUUGUCCUGUGCUAUGUAACACUUGACAGAUUGGAAGGCAUUUUGUCACAAACCUGAUGAGGCCAAAAUACCCUUCUGUUACUCAGACUUGUGUAGAUCCAGCUCUUGUUCCAUGCACGUAGCUGCCGUGUGGGCCAACACUCCAAGACAGUGCUCUGCAUUUUGUUGAUCCCGAGGUCUGACUGGUGCUGUGUUUUGCAUGCUGGCCCACUCAGUGAAUGUCUUGUGUUGGUGCUGUUGACUGCUCUGCCAUACACUUACACAUUUUAUUCACCUUGUUAACUGAACAAGAUUCAUAGUCUUCUGUGUGAGUUAUUCAAGUAUAGCACUGCUGGUAAUACAUCAAAUAAAAAAGUUGUUUCUGCAAUAAAUUCAAUCACUGCUGUAAUCACUGGGUACAACCAGAGCCUAUGUUCCCAAGAGCUGGUUUUAAUUUUAUUUUUAUUACCAUUUUGUAAAUUAAUGUUUAAUUUGGAGUCAUCUCAUCAUAGGAAUUGAUCUGUAUAAAAGAUUAUUUGUUUAUCUUUAGCUCAAAAUGCAAAAGUAUAUGCUGAUGACCUAAAGAUGCAAAGUUUAUCUUAAUGAUGAACUUUAAGGUUUAGAUUUUUUUUUUCUUUGGUCCUGCUACUGUUGAAACUACAGUAGUUUGCUUUUGAGUAUUUUUAAUUCCUCUGAAGAAGAUAGUUAUUUUUCAUUAAACUGAGGUGAAUCAAUAAAGUGAGACUAACUUCAACUGAAUGUUCAUUAACACAGGUUAAAAGAAAUACCAAACGCGUGACAGGGAGGCACAGACUCAUUUUUUAAAUUCACAGGCCAGUGCUGACACCUUGUGGCUUUGUUACUGAGUUACUUCGUAGUUUCAUGUGCUUAUUGCGGGAAUAAAUAACUAUUAACUCUCUGUUGCCAGCGUUGUCUGUCUCCUCUGCUUCAUGACCACCUCUGUAUCCAAUACUUUGGUCUCAUGUGUAAGACAGCUUGUAACUUUGGAUUGUGCUGACUGCACACUGAGAAAGAACUGUGGGUGAUUGGGAUCUCUUGAAGGGGACUCCAAAAGCUUCAGUUCAGGGCACAAAAUCAUGGGUGCUAGUGCAGCAGCAGACAGAAGUUACAGGCUUCUCUCAUACUAGUUAACACCUCAUUUUCUGUUUCUCUGUACAUAAGAGAGAACUGAGAACUACCAAAACUUUCUAUGAGUACUUUAGGCACAUGCAUGUUUUCUACAUUGACACAAAAGCAUUCCUCUGCUGCCCUCUUCACACUUGAAGAAUUGCUAAUAGCAAAAAUGAAUCCAAAGGGAUUGUUGGAGAACUUCUGGUAAUAUAGGACCCUGAAACGCACUACUUAUCUGUGGCUGUAAGAAAUGCCCAAGCCACAAUGUGUCAAUCAAUGCAAUUUAUACCUAAAUUGACAUCUAAUUUAAGAUUGCAUACCAUUUGAAAUCUCAAACAAAGCCAGCUGUUAAGGCUGCAGUCACUGUUUGAAAUCUGUGUGGAAUAAAGCUUGAGGUGCUUGUCAUGUAAUGAUCACACAUCAGCUCUCACCUGAAAGAUUGUUUUCUGUUGUUUAUGGUCAUGUCCCUGUUAUGAAGAUUCAUAUUGUGGUAGGAAUUGAGUUAUAAAUCUUUAUUGCAUUGUGAGUUUGUAGUUUUGUUUGCUUGGGAUUUUUUUUUUUCUGUUUUGUGGUUGGGUUUUUUUUAAUUGUUUGAGGUUUUUUUAGAUUUGAUUUCUGAUAUGUUUGGUUGUUUAUAAUGAGUAGUGAAACACAGAAUUGCAAAGGAAAGGUUUUCUACAGUAGGGACUAAAGCCUCAGCUUACAUAAAUUAAUAAUUAUAGCUUCACUCAAGUUAAAGAGGUGACAUAAAUUUCUAUUCCUGAAGAACGUGACUGGCUGAGUCUGUUAUUAAUAAAUAAAAAUAAUCAAGGAAAUAAGAAUCUGCCUGUAAAAAUUUGAUUUGCUGGCAUCUGUUUACCUAACAGAAGGAUUUGUACUCUCAACUGCCUCCUGUGCAAAUCUUAGUUGACACUUGCUAAUUGAACUUUAAUGCAAUAAAUGUAUUAUAAUGAA
This is a messenger RNA of Apus apus (common swift), 12130 nucleotides long. RefSeq names its product ferric chelate reductase 1 like (gene FRRS1L). Bases 39 to 890 code for a protein of 283 amino acids. Gene Ontology annotation, biological process: regulation of glutamate receptor signaling pathway. Lineage: Eukaryota; Metazoa; Chordata; Aves; Apodiformes; Apodidae. The transcript is spliced from 5 exons. The record is from RefSeq and is a predicted model, not a curated record.